Messenger RNA from Papaver somniferum (opium poppy), 2862 nucleotides. Its product is annotated as protein NRT1/ PTR FAMILY 2.6-like. Bases 242 to 1996 code for a protein of 584 amino acids. Gene Ontology annotation, molecular function: transmembrane transporter activity. Gene Ontology annotation, cellular component: plasma membrane. Gene Ontology annotation, biological process: transmembrane transport; oligopeptide transport. The transcript is spliced from 5 exons. Lineage: Eukaryota; Viridiplantae; Streptophyta; Magnoliopsida; Ranunculales; Papaveraceae. The record is from RefSeq and is a predicted model, not a curated record.
GACUAGCCAGACCUACUGUAUCUAGUCAUUACUUGGUUGAAGUGAUGAACACAGUUUAUGCAUGUGUAUAUUGCAGCCAUGAUGAGGCAAUGCUUGCUGGUGACCACUAAUAUUACAUGUGAAGCAACUAGCUAGCUGUAUGCCUAUAAAAUGCAACAUAUUUCCUUCUACUUCUAUGUCCUUUAUAACUUCUCAUACCAAACAGUAGUUAAGCAGAAGAAUUUAUCACCCAAGGUAAAAUAUGGCAAAAAAUAUUAAUGAUAAACCCAAUCUACACAUCCUUGACGAUGAAGAACCCACCGAAGCAUCAUCCACACAUGGCGGUCGUAAGCGAGGAGGUUGGAUCACCUUUCCCUUUAUAACAGCGGCUAUAUUAGCUAUACAAGUUGGUUCUUCUGGUUGGUCUGCGAAUCUGACCGUGUUUCUAAUCGGACAAUUCAACUUCAUGAGUAUUAAGGCUGCUCAAGUCGGCAAUAUUGUUGCCGGAACUAGUAGUUUCUUGCCUAUAUUUGGAGCCAUCCUCGCAGAUUCGUUCUUCGGGAACUUCUCCGUUAUUGCUGUUUCUUCAUUAUUCUCCUUGAUGGGACUAAUAUUAUUCAUGUUCACGGUGACGGUACCUUCCUUGAGGCCUCAACAGUGUGCAGCGAAUGUCACCGGUUCUUCAGCAGGGAUGUGUGAACCAGCCUCAACUCUACAGAUUGCGGUCUUAUACACGUCCAUAACACUAUCCGCAUUAGGAUUAGGCGGAUCGCGUUUCACAGUUGCAACAAUGGGUGCUGACCAAUUCGAAAAACCAAAAGAUCAAGAAUGUUUCUUCAAUUGGCAUUUCUUCAAUUUCUAUGUUGGCCUAAUGAUAGGAGUUGUUGGUAUUGUUUAUAUUCAAGAUAAUAUUGGUUGGGACCGGGGCGUUGGUAUCUGUCUUGCUGUUAAUAUCCUUGGAUUAGUCACUUUCUUAGCGGGUAAACGCUAUUAUCGUCAAGUUAAAACACAAGGAAAUCCAUACAAAAGCUUAGCUCGUGUUGUUGUUGCCACAAUCCUGAAGAGGAACCUAUCAAUUUCAUCUGCAUCAGAAACAUUUUACCAUGGGUUUAGUGAUGGUGUAUCAAUGAAAUCGCUUUCAUCUCCAACUUCCAGCUUCAGAUUUCUUAAUCGUGCAGCACUGAAAGUAGACGGCGAUACAAAUGAAGAUGGGUCCGUAGCAAAAGAAUGGAGACUAUGCACCGUACAACAAGUGGAAGAUUUCAAAACAGUGAUCAGAAUUAUCCCACUUUGGUUCUCAAGUUUUUUCUUAAGCACACCAAUAGGUAUUCAAAGCAGUCUAGCAGUGCUUCAAGCUUUAAGAAUGGAUCGUCACAUUGGAACACAUAACUUCAAGAUCCCAGCUGGUUCUUUCCUUGUUUUCACUCUAGUUGCCACAGCAAUAUCCCUCACUCUUAUCGACCGUUUCCUCGUGCCGACUUAUCAGAAGUUAAUACGUCGACCUCUAACACCUCUCCAACGUAUAGGUGUUGGUCAUGUCUUGACUGUCAUUAGCAUGGCUGCGUCGGCCAUUGUGGAACGGAAACGUCUGAGUAUUGUUUGGUCCGACGGACUCACAUCUUCUACAACUUCUGUAACCAUGUCCGCUCUUUGGUUGGUGAUACCAUUAGUUUUAGUUGGUGUUGGUGAAGCUUUCCAUUUUCCAGGCCAAGUGGCUUUGUAUUAUCAAGAGUUUCCGGUUUCAUUACACAGUACUUCAACCGCCAUGAUAUCGUUGCUAGUUGCAGUAGGGUUUUAUUUGAGCACGGCCAUGAUUGAUCUGGUUCAACGGAUUACCGGAUGGUUGCCGAAUAAUAUUAAUCAAGGAAGGUUGGAUAAUAUGUUUUGGUUAUUAGUAGUGAUUGGAGUGAUUAACUUUGGGUACUUCAUUGUUUGCUCUCUACUGUAUAAGUACCAAAAUUUCAAUGAUCAAAACCCAACCAAGGUUGAUGAUAAACCAAGACAAGGACAGAACUGAGAAGUUAGUGGACAUGGCAUUUUGCUGCUGGAUCCAUCGUAUAACAAUUUGACUAUAUGAAAAUCACAUUAUUGGUAAUUUCAUUGUGCCUUUCACAUCGCCUUUUUCUGCAACUUUAGUAGCAAUUGGUUUUUUCUUUUUAUAGGAUGAUAAUACUAUGAAUCAAAGUACUAUUUAGUUAGACAUGACUUGGUAAAGGUUAAUUCAGAUGCCAAGAAAUUGGAUUUUGGUUGCAGGUUGAAAAUGAGAUAUGGGUGGUGGUGCCUGCGCAACUUGUGCAAACCUUUUUUUAUAGUCAUUUGGAAGUUGAUCUCAGUGUGUUGGGUAAUGCUGAAUGUCAAAGGCAAUUUCAUUGUCUAGAUCUUUGGGACCACGCAUCCAGCCAAAUAUCUCAGCAGUAUGCAGGGGUGGAACAAAUGGGCAUAUGACGAAGAGGGGCUUCAAGUUUGCAUCCUAAUGAGGGUGAUAGCGUCAUCCUCAGGGAGGAACAUGCAGUAGUAUUUGGAACUUUGCCAAUGGGGUAAGGUAUGCACCAAUUGCUGGCCUCACACUCUCUUAUUGGUCUGUAUUCUACUGCAGUUGUCUUUUGUAACCAUGGAGCAAAGAAAGUAAAUUCUCAGAACGCGUUUUAGCAAAGAAUGUUUUCUUGCCAGAGUGACGGAAGUUCAUAAGGGAAUACCAAGUUCAUAGGGAGGAAGGAUGAAAGCUUCAUUUUGGUAGACUUGGCAUUUCCAAUGUAAUGAUUCCUUUCUGCAGGACACAAGCCAGUUCUUCCUCUAUUGCUUCCACUGCUUCAUUAAUAAUUGAUACAACAAAUAAAACACACAGAAAAUUAUCAAAAAGAUGCAUGAACAAAAUUCAACCAA